Messenger RNA from Coniophora puteana RWD-64-598 SS2, 809 nucleotides. RefSeq lists its product as uncharacterized. The record is from RefSeq and is a predicted model, not a curated record. NCBI's taxonomy places the organism in Eukaryota, Fungi, Basidiomycota, Agaricomycetes, Boletales, Coniophoraceae. Bases 172 to 420 code for a protein of 82 amino acids. The transcript is spliced from 3 exons.
GGAUCCUGCUGCCGCAAACCCGUCACAGGUCAAGCACUGUUGACUCACGCCUCACUGGCACCCGCCUGGCUGGCAGGCAUCAGCAACCCCGUGACGUCCGCAGGCGCUAGCAACCUACCAGCAGGCUGUAUCGGCGACAGCAGCCGCCGCCCAUGCACGGGCUGAAGGCUUAUGGCCCGCCUUGGUGCACUCGAGGGCUUUGUAGCCCCAACUCUCUCUCUCUCUGUCAUCGUCUCCAUGUACGUCUGCAGCCACUUCCAUGAUGCAACCUUGGAUCCUGUUAGCGCAAUCCCUCUAAUGAGUCGCACCUGCCCAAGCGCGUGCCACCCGCGAUCCGCCAGCGAGAGACCAGCUCGCACGACGCCAGCGCACUCGCUGUGCGCGCCUGCGAGCAACCUCCUGCGCCCGCAUUCUCGCUAAGAACGCGCGAACGUCCCGUAAGGACGCGCCUGCCGUGGGCCUCGCAGUCCUCUGGGCUGCGGGGCGAAUACCCGUUCGAUUGUCUGCGGCGGAUCGUGCCACACCGUUAGGCUAGUGUCAUCCGAUCGGUCUCCUAUUUUGUCUAGACCAAUCCCAGCGCGACGAUAUACGGAUAUUUGUAUGCAGGCAGAGCAUGGGGAGGACGCCAUUCGCUCCUUCCCCGCACUCUGCCAGGUAAGCCCACAUUCAGAUUCCUUAUUCCUUAUGUCGGGGUGAUUCACUCAUCCCCGCGUUCGGCCAGAUUCGAGUACCCACCCUCCGGCUGCCGGCAUCGUACCAUUACAAGCUACGGUUUAUUUCAUAUGUCCGUACCUAAUCACUCUCGCCAU